AUGCCCAUGAUCGUGAACGGUCCAGGGUUUCCUGUAGAUAGGCCGUCAUUGUCACGAAUGAAUGGUGGAUUACCGCCGUUUCAACGCUUAAAUUCGCCGCUUGGGAUAAAUUCCGAAGAAAGUCGCGUUUCGGAUCUUGGGAAUGCGCUGCCACAGAACGCGAGUGCCUUGUUCGACAAACUUAUGGAAACCUCCCGCAUAAAUCUGCCUGAAUCGAAAGCAUCGGAUGGCACCGAAGUACAGAGUCGGUAUGGUGCGAAAAUUCGGUCAUCCAGGGCAAGUGGAGGGAAGCGAAUCAGACGUCAAGAACGCACGAUUGCGUUGUUGUCCAGACUCGAUCGAUGCAAAGACGACCUUCGAAGUGUUUAUUGCGGGUCUGUUGCGGAACUCACAGUCCUCGACAGCAAACAUGACGAUACUGGAAUACAUAGUCGCUUAGUUUGUCUUGAAGAGGCAAAGCGCCAGCAGAAGUUCCUCCUCAAGGGGAAAUCUAGCGGAGAUAUUUUCCCACCUAAUUACCCGAUCGAAGGAGAUUGGUUCAAGGAUCAUUUGUCAGCGUCAGAGGUCAGUCUACUGAGGGAAGUUGCGAGAGACUACCAGGACGGAUCCAAUGACACUCUAAAAGUCCACUCUGAUGGGCGCAUUGAGGCAUAUUCUGAUUUCCCUGAAUUUCCGGGUGCACAUGUGCCGCAAUUUAGAGAUGUGCACGGUUGGAACUGGGGUGAAUAUGCUCUUUCUCAAACUGCGAUGCUUCGCUCAAAGAAUCGGGUGAAUUUUAAGAAAAUCUUCGACCGAAACAAGUCCAGAAGUUCCACUGCAGUGUGGAAAGCGAAGGAGGUCGAAAUUCUGCGACGUAUUAGUGAACUGAAGAGCAUUGGACAAUGGACCGAAAAUUUACUCCCGAGAGUUUUGGAGCCUAUGAAACCGAAGACCGCUUGGGAUUUAAUGCUCGAUGAAAUGCGAGCUGUCUCCGCUGAUUUCUUUCGCAGAAGGCGUUGGAAGAAGGUUCUGAUGAAGCAGUUGUCCGUUGAAGUGAUCGAAAGUGUACCUGACUUUUGUGAGCGGAAUGAGCGGAAGCGGAUCGCACAUAGCAAAGCAAGCUCAUCGGCAUGUGCCGCCAUGAUACGAAAUUUUUGGCUGAACGCGGGAGCGAUUUCGGAAAAGCAGCGAUUGGUCUUGUCGGAUGCUUCAUUUCAUCAAGCUUUGCAAUUGCAAGACCGCCUCGGCGACAUUGACGUAGAUUUUCUCGAACCGAACGAAAUCUAUGCCAAAACUACUGAGUUGCUUGAAGUGAAGGACCGGGCGAAUGAUGCAGAUUUUCCUGUUCCAGAUUUUCAAUCUAUUCCGCUUGAUGAUGCAUUGCUUGGAGUAGAAGACCUGUUACGAGCACCUGAGGAAAUCGCUGGAUUGCAGGAGGAUUUGAUGAUCACUUUGGAUGAGCUGCGGGAAGAGCAAACGCGUGCUCGAUUGGCAAUCCCAAACGUGCUCGAUUCGGACGAGGAAAGCGUUGAAGGUGGUGGCAAUAUUUCACAGCUUGUCGUAUCAACUGAAUCCACUGAGCAAGUGAAACGGAAUGCACAGCGCAAAACUCGACAACUUCGAGAUCUCAUUAAACGAAUGGAUGCCUUGCGCCCGACUGAGACUGAUUUUGUGCGAAAUACUGUGCCGGAUUCGCCGUUCUUGCGGCGCAAACUUUUUGGGUAUCAGUUGGCUGGUCUGCGCUGGCUUCUAAGAUUGCACGACAAGAAGCUGAACGGGGCUUUGGCAGAUUCCCAUGGUCUUGGGAAGCGACUUCAAGUUCUGGCAUUAUUUGCUCAACUGGCAGCCAACGAACCUCAGAAGUUCGGGCCAAAUUUGAUUGUCACUUCGGCCAGUGCAAUGCGUGAAUGGCAACUUGAGCUGCUUGCUUCGACGCCGGAAUUCCGUGUGUUAUUCUAUCGGGGAACGCCAGUUAGUCAGCGGCGGUUGUCGGCGGAAGUGAGAACCUGGAGCAUAUGUGUUACGAGUUACCGGUGGUUGCUGAAGCAUCACAUAAUAUUGCGUGAGCUUCAGUGGAAAUACCUAGUUGUUGAGGCGCCCAAAAAUGAAACGAGGAUGUUGGAACACUUCCCUGUACUCCUGGACCUGGUCUCGCAGCGGAGAAUUUUAUUAGCGGAUAGUUUGGAAUGUGACCUAAGCCAGCAGGUUGGAUACAUGUCAUUCUUAUUGCCGAAUGCAUUCGGGAAUGAGGCCGAUGUGAGCAGCUGGUUGCGGUAUCAAAAUGGUGCUGAUCGGUUGCCGAAGAUGCUUGAAGGAUUUUCUCUGCGACGACGAAAAUCGCAGGUUGAGGAUCAGUUGCCUCCGCAUUUUGAGCAUGUUGAAGCGGUUAACAUGAAACCGAGGCAACAAUCGCUGUACAAUGAUCUCAUGGAAAACCCAAAAACGAAGGAGGAAAUCUCUGAAGCAAGGCUUGUAGAUGUUACCAGGCUUUUGAUGCACGCGGGCAAUAUUUGUACGUUUCCAAGUUUAUACAAGCCACGGAAGCUCGCGUCAUCCUUCGCAAUCGAUUCUGAAGCUCAUGUUUUUGACGAAAAUCUGCCAAAUAUUUACCGUGGUUUCAUCAGGAAGCACGAGGUCUUGAAGCUACCUGGAUUUAGAGGUCAAAACAUGAUCGAGAAUAGGCUUCAUUUAAGCAAAGAUAUUGAAGUUGAUGGAAUUGACGAUCUGCAGAAAGAACUUCUUGCCGUGAAUAGGAAAGAAAGUUGCUUCUCCAUGUUCAGAUUGUUUGAUCCGUAUGUUCAAGACGUUGAAUUGGGAACAUCUGGGGGGAGUGCUAAGUUCACCUGUCUUGCUGAAAGACUUGUGAAGAAAAGGAGCGGAAUAAAGUUGGCGAACGGAAUGAUUUUGAUGGCGCAAAAACCCUCUGACAUCGUGAAGUUGUCCAAAUUGGGAACGGUUUUCACGAAUGUUGCGUGUGACUCCUGGGAACGUCGUCCUGUUGAAGUUAUCUUGUUCUCUCCGAAACGCAUUUUUCUUCCGGAUGCUAAUCCCGCCACAAAACGUUUUGUGAUGAGAGUCCUCUCCGUCGCCUUGCUUUCUCCGACCUCAGAUGAUCAGCAACCGCUUGCGAGUGAUGAAGUUAUUGUCUUGCCCUUGUACAACGUGAUCGGAGUGCAAAAGUUACCCGACUCCAAUGUUCUGCUGCGUGGGGAUCUGCGGAAGCGUGAAAGCUGGUACACUUUGAGUGGUUCAACUAUUGUACCUGGAGUUUCAAUGGACAGUGCAAUGAAAUCUGUUGACCGGAAGAACCCAUUCUUCGCAUCUUUGUAUCAAUGGGAUACGCUUCGAGCGUGCAUAAUAGCUUCCGAAAGUGCUAAAAGAAGGGAUUUUUUGCGGGCGAUCGUCGGUGGAAGUUGCGAAACGCGUUUCGACGCUUGUGAUCAGAAACAUUUUCAGACGCAGUGUGAACUGGGCCGAUGCUACACAUCCGUGUUGCAAGAGGAUGGAUUGAGAAAACAUCGUUCAGAAUUCGAUGUUCAGGUUUUGAAUGCAAUUUUAAAAUCGGUCGAAACAAGAGCCGAUGAGGUCUAUAAUUAUGCGGGGCACUUCUUGGUGACUGUUCCAAACGUGGUUGCUGUAUCCUCAGUCAAUUUUCCGUCUCAGUCCACUCUCGCGUCACGAGAUUUUUUAGCUGGAAGACUAAGACGAUUUCUUCCACGAACGACAAUGUAUCCCGAACGAAGUCUCUUGUUCGAAGAAAGUGAAAAGCUGUCACGCUUGGAAAGGAUACUCGAGGAACAGAGAAAGAUGCAAAACAAAGUAUUAAUUGUAGCAAGAGGCUGCAAACAGUUGGAUUUGCUGGAAAAAUUACUGAGUUUCCGGAAAUUCUCGCAUUUGCGUGUGGAUGAGACAACCAGCGACUUUAGAGCUCAGAUGAUAGCCAUGGACUUCCGGCGAAAUCCGCGGAAAUUUGUUCUACUGUUGUCUUCGGUUUUUGUUGGAGUUCUUGACGUCCCUUCAGUAAAAGCUGUGGUGCUUUUUGAUGGCAUUUUGAGUCCGCUGCAAAAUCAUCAAUGCUUCCAAGUAUCAACAGAAGAGACCGUCGAUUUCUUUCGGUUUGUUACGAGAGGAACGGUCGAGGAAAAUAUAUACUGCAAUAAAAUGAAACCGCAGGAUAUGCUCUCAUUCCUGGGAGAGAAUCUGGGCUUUCCAUGCUUCGAUAAGAGUGUGACGGACAAACUCUUUGGGGAACCAGAUAAAAUUGUUGCUAGCGAUAUGAAGGAAACCAAUCAGAUCCGAGAAGAGAAGCCUGAAGAAUGUGCUAGAUUGAAAGAGAAACUUCGCGCUCUAAAUGCUGUUCUGCAUGCUGUUGAAAAACCAGAGAUGCCGAAGAAACCGACUCAAUAUUUCCGUGUCGACGAGGAUUGUAUGGACGCUUUGCGCGCCAGUGAUCCUUUGAUCAAAUACGCCUCGAAAGUGUUGGAAAAGGAACUGGAUGGUUUGUCAAGGCUAAUCGAAGAAGCUCCGCUAAAUAGGAAGCGGAAAAUGGAAGAGAUACUUCCACAUCUGGCCAAAAAGCCUGCUACUUGCAUCGCUGAGUCUUCGACUCCGAUUGAGGCGAGACUUCUUAUGGAGAGUUGGUCACCUCCGACGCCUCCUGUUGGCCAAAGUGACGUUUAUGUGGACGUGACCUAUGCAGGCUACGAAUCGGAGCCUAUGAUUUUUGAAGAAUCAGAAGUGACUGAUGGAAUGAAGAAGUGUUCGUCAGCAGUGCCAGUUUCGCGACCCCGUCAGCCCCGUCGUCGUGGAGUAGCAAUGACGCCUGCACUUGCCACUCCACCGCGUACACCGACCUCGAUGACGGUGGUAUUGCGACGUGGAGUCCGGGAUGUAGACGUAAAACCGGAAGUUCUGUUUCUCUCUUCUUCGGGAUUUUUGGAAAAGGCAUCGGCAGCGAAUUGCGAUGCACCUGGAAUCCGAAUGAAGGCGACGCCUUCAUCCCUCGAGUUCAGAAUCCUGAAUCUGGACAAGUCGGCGGAUUCCGUAUCUUUGUUCGAUCGCCCGGAUGUGGCUACAGUGAAGCUACGCAGAGACGCUGUGAGGCAGAGAGGCAAGUGUCUGCCACCAUUGCCUUUACCUCAUACGACAGUGUCGAAGCCUGAAAAUGCUGUAACCGCUGCCAUCCCGAGACCGCCGGGUUCGCCUGGAAUGCCGCCGUUGGACGCCGAUUGGACCGUGCUUGAAGACGCAGUCAUGCUGCAGUGUGUUCAAAACAUCCAAAUGCUGGCACCGCACAUGGCGACUAUUUUCCCGGCUCAAACAGGCAACUGGGAUCUGAUUACCAGCAUGUUGAAUCUAGCUGCUGCCUUGUCGAGACCUGAAGGCGUAUGCCUGGAGCGCUUCAAACAUAUUGUCGUUCCCCGAGAAGAAGAAGCUAGUAACAAAACCAGCAAAAGUGGCACUGCAUUUGACGGGGUUGGUUCGUCGCGGAUGUCUCUGAUUUCGUCGAAGAGAAUGCGUGGAAAUCAAGUUAAAGCUGAUCAGACCAGGCCUCCAAUGAGAACACUUCAACUCUACCAGUUGGACAACAACGCAAGCAUGACACGAUUACAUAUGAUUCGACUCGAAGGUCUCAAACGAGCUGCCAACAGUAAACGGAAAACUGCUGUGCGACGCGUUGAUUGCGCGGCUGCUGCACGAUUGAUUGGUGCGGCUGCUGCUAUCAAGGCUAUGCAACCUCAUCAGCAACACCAACAUCAGCAUCACCAACAACAGCAGCAACAGGCUGGGUUGCAGUACACACCUGAACUUACCCCGAAACAGAUCGCUACGAGGCGAGCCCAGCAUGUGGCCAGGGAAAAGCAGAAGGCGGCUGAAAUGGCACGAAUACAGCAGCUUAUUGGACCGAAGCAGGUUGUUCAACAGCAGCAACAGAAUGAAGUUUGUGGGCAGCCUCAGCAGCAAAGUAUUCUUCACCAGCAACUGUCUGCUGCUGGUGGGAGGGGUUCCAGACAGCCCACUCCAUUGUCGACACCACCGCCUCCAGCAGGAUCCCCGGCCACUUCUGUGGCUCCCCCAACUUUGCCUGUUGUUUUAAGGGAUGCGAGGACACCUUCAAGAGUAGACACGAGGUCAACGGGUGCCCAGGCUACGGAAGUGAUUUUAUCGCAACAGCCUCAGCCGCAACAGCAGCUCACCCCGAUCCGCAGCAUGACCCCGGUUCAGUUGCGUGCAGCAGUGGGUAGCCCAGGAUCCCCACGCGUACCAGGUGUUACAGAGAUUCCAGUCAAUACGAGAGCAGUUCCACUCCAAGCGCUAGUUCGUCAGUUGAACGACGGUGGAACGACCAACGUGCUUCGUCCUGCUUUAGUCAGGGCCACUGCCCAGUUACAGACGUGUGCUGGACCGGCUGGUGUACAGCAGGGCCCGGGACACUUGGUUACAGGUUCUGGUUCGAGGCUCGAGAUUGUCGGUGGACUUUCCCAGGAUGGUCAGACGAAGUGUGGAGGUGAGCAGUGUGGUAUUGUGAAUGCGGUUGGAUUUACAAUCGCACCGGGGAUGUAUCAAGAAGAAGGAGGUGCUGCCGGGGGAGAUGGUGCCAGCAGCAGUAGUGGUCGUCCUUCAGGAAGUGGACAAAUCGCUGUCACGCAGAACAGCUUUUUCCCAGUUGCUCUCACUCCGUGUUGCCCGGCUGCUGCCCGUAAUGCCAUGAAACAAGGUUUUGUGGUCUGCCAACAAACAAAUCCCAGGAGUGGGGACGGUACGGAAUUGGUUACCAUUUUAAGGAGUCCUCAAGUGACUGCCCGGGUUUCAUCAGCUGGUUCAACGGCUGUUACCGGAAGCAACCAGGCUGCUGCUACGGUUAUGUUGAGUGCUCAGGUGCAACCAACGCUCUCGAGUACCCCGGGCACGUUUUCGGUAAGUCAAUCACCACAGCACGUAAUUGCAACGAAGAGCAGUCAAGGGACGACAGUAAUGGCUAGUAGUGGAACCGUGACGGCCAUCGUUAGGCCACCGCUAGCGGCUGCCCCUGGAGUGAGACCACACCGUGGACGCAGCACUAUUCUGCAGCAGCCUUCGCAGCAAACACUGCAGAUCAUGCAAGGCUCCAUGGCGACCAAGUCAUUACCUUCAAUAUCUGUUCAGCAGUUGCAACAGGCAUUGAAAGCCCAGUCAGGGAAGAAUGCUGGACUCGGGAUGGUGACCGUUGUUGCUGCUGCACCUUCGUCGUCUGGUCAGUCGUCAACAACCGCUGGUGUAGUUAGAACGUCGGGAGCACUAAUUGAUGCGGGGACGCAAAGUGGCCCACGUUCUACUCCUGGUACAGUUUCCCAAGCCACAUGCUAUAAACCAAUCCAGAUUUUGUCUGGGAAUGUUCCGGGUUUAACCAAUGUAGGGACAUCUUCUGGCGCCGUGCAAAGGAUAGAUGCUGCUGGAAGACCGGUGAUAACGAUUUUACCGGAUGGAGCUGGUCAAAUUAAGUUUGCCACGGCAUCGUCAGGAGCGAUGACGACGCGGGUAACCAUCAACGCUAGUAAGACUACGUGGACUCAGUCAAUAACCCAGAGCGGCAGCAGUGGCGGUAACGAAGGUGCUGCUACUGCUGUUGUGGUGCGUCAACCCGUGACAGCUCUUGCCCAGAAGUCUGCGAGUGGCGCUUCGAUUUUGGCGUCUUCUCCGCAAUACGUAUCGAAUAACACGCAGACCACGUCGACUUUCACUUUGGGACCGAUCCAAAGGACUGGUGCAGUCAGUAACCGUCGCACCCAGCAGCCAUUUUCUGUGAGCACGGGUACCCAGAUGGGCGAGGAGCAAGAAACCGUGUUGAUUGCUGCACGGCCAACGUCGGAAUCGUCAGCUAUCAGCAGCGUGGCUAGCACCAGCACUACGUCAUUGCAGUUGUAUACUAGCAAUCCUCUCAACAUCACGAAGCAUAUCCUGACAACUAGGCCACAGAUUCGUCUCAUGCACGCUGUGCAACCCGUGCGCCAUGCACAGCAUCAGCUCGUGGCCGUGUCUGCUGGGCCAAGGCAGCACAUCGUGGCGGCCAGGUUGCCGCAGCAACAACCGCAACAACGGGUGACGAUCCCUAGGGUUCCAGGAACGAGAAUGGCGUCUCGGCCACAAGUGAUCACUUCUAGGCAGAUACCGGUUGUUGUUGCCGCUGCGGGUGGGUCAGUUUCUGCUGUCAGAAGUCCUGGAGUUCCUUCUUGCGCUGUGAUCACCAGUCACGAGCCGACGUCGAGAAAAGACGCGGUGUCCUCGGGAGACAUUGACAAGCAAGUGCAGGAGAAUCUGCAGCAGAUCUUUGAGACGUAUCAGAAGCAACAGCUAGAAAAGGAGCUGGUGGAACAGCGCCGACAAAGUGGAGCUUUUCAACCGCAGCAGACGUCUCAGGGUGUAGCCCAGGUUCCUAGUUCUUCAGGCCUGGUUGUUCGCGUUGAACAACAGCAACAACAGCAGCUACAGCCGCAGUCUACUCCUGGGGACGGAGUUAGUGUUCAGCUGCAGUAUCACCAGCAGCGCGUCAUAGCUGUCAACCGCAUCCGACCGAUUGUUGUGGCCACGACAACGGUUACUACGACCACGACGACGACAACGACAUCCAUGAAGAAAUGAAAAGUGUUCAGAUUCCCCCAGUCGAGCAAUGAAGUUUGACUAACAAAGAAGUGUCUUUCGCAAAUCGUGCGAGUUUUAUUCUUUUUUUUAUACUUUGAGUGGUGAAAGUAUUCUUUGAUGAUUUGUCUGCCAUGUGGUGUUUUUUAAUGUUGCAUUAAAGUUUUCGGAAGCUGUUUGCGAGAAAA
Molecule: messenger RNA, 8783 nt
Organism: Notodromas monacha
Lineage: Eukaryota; Metazoa; Arthropoda; Ostracoda; Podocopida; Cyprididae
Source: the annotation of a GenBank genome assembly